GAGCAACUUCAGUUCAAUCAUUUCGUUCGUACUUCGUUCAGUGCCUAGCGUUAGCUCAACGGUGAUAGACGUUAUAACAUAAUGCCUGAAGUGCACCCCGCUUUCGUGAACUCGGGAAAGAAGGCCGGAAUCGAAAUAUGGAGAGUUGAGGAUUUCGAGCCCGUCGCAGUACCUUCUCAUCAAUACGGGAACUUCUACAGUGGAGAUUCUUACAUCGUGUUAAAGACAACCGGCACCUCUAACCUUUCCUGGGAUAUUCACUUCUGGCUGGGUUCAAAGACAAGCCAGGACGAGGCGGGUGCCGCCGCCAUACUCUCCGUCAAUCUCGACGACGAGCAAUUCCACGGGGAUGCUGUCCAGCAUAGAGAAACUCAGGGGUAUGAGUCGAGGCAGUUUCUGGGAUACUUUGAACCAGCCAUACGUUACUUGGACGGCGGUCAUGCGUCCGGGUUUAACCACGUGACUGUCAACGCGGGCGCUGAGAAGAGACUCUUCCAGAUCAAGGGCAAACGGAACGUCAGAGUGAGACAGGUGGAGACGUCGGUUUCAUCCAUGAACAAAGGCGACUGCUUCAUCCUGGAUGUCGAUCAUGAUAUCAUGGUUUAUGUUGGUGAGAAGGCGAAGAGCGUCGAGCGCCUUAAGGCUAUAUCGGUCGCUAAUCAGAUCAGAGAUCAGGAUCACAGUGGACGCGGCAACAUUGAAAUUAUUGAUCCUUUCUCAAACGAAGGUGACGUGAACAAGUUCUUCACGGCGCUCGGAUCUGGAGACCAGGAUUCGGUUUCGGACGCGGAAGAAGGGGGUGACGAUGAGGACUUUGAACGGGGCGCCUCCAAAGAGGUCACGUUGUGCGAAGUGUCCGACAGUUCCGGAUCGUUGGAGAUCAAGAAACUAUCCGGACCUUACACCAAGGAACAAUUAGACACAAAGGAGUGCUAUAUCCUGGACACUGGCAGCAGCAUCUACGUGUGGAUCGGGAGGGAGGCGAAUGGAAGGGAGAAAGCAGAGGCGAUGAAGAAGGCGCAGUAUUACCUUGAAGUGAAUAACUAUCCUGCUUGGGUGCACAUAUCGAAGGUCGUGGCGGGGAUAGAGCCGACUGCCUUCAAGCAACACUUCCAAGACUGGAAUUAAACUUGACGUGUUAAUUUUAUGACUUCAACUAUUAUUAUUAUUAUUUUUGUUAAUUUUAAGAUGUCU
Vanessa atalanta (red admiral) is the source of this 1194-nucleotide messenger RNA. Its product is annotated as gelsolin-like. Gene Ontology annotation, molecular function: phosphatidylinositol-4,5-bisphosphate binding; actin filament binding. The transcript has 11 exons. Bases 82 to 1128 code for a protein of 348 amino acids. Gene Ontology annotation, biological process: barbed-end actin filament capping; actin polymerization or depolymerization; actin filament severing. The record is from RefSeq and is a predicted model, not a curated record. NCBI's taxonomy places the organism in Eukaryota, Metazoa, Arthropoda, Insecta, Lepidoptera, Nymphalidae. Gene Ontology annotation, cellular component: cytoplasm; actin cytoskeleton.